ACAUUGAACUGUACUUCACUUAUGACAAAAUUAGUUUGACAAUCCGAUUGUCUAUGUUGGUUGUCCACCUGAUAAAACAUCUGUCUGUGUCAAUUCAACCUUAAACUGCACACUUCCGUCUCGUUGCACCUGUCGUUUUACUGUGUCCUCCUGGUGUGCCGGUUGACCGUGUUGUUGUGCAUGUCGUCCUCCUGCCUGCCCAUCGCGCUGGCAACAUCUGACCGCAUUCAUCUGUCCCGUACUCCUGUGUUUCAGCGAUCACGCUUUCAGUUAAUACCUCCAACACCGCCAUUACUGUUAUUUUUUCCAGGCACCUUAUCAAUAUGACACUUAUAAAAGUAAUCACAUAAACAGGCAAAUCGUAGCUAAUAAAUAAUGAUAACAGCAAAGUAGUAAAAGUGUUUAGAGUUUAUUGAAGAAAUUUUUAUAAAACAAUAAUAAUAAAAUAACAAAAUAGCGGCCCAGUUUACAUAAACAUUACCUCAGCUUCCUGCAGGAGUAAAUAAGGUUUAAGUGGUAGGAAAUGUGAGUUUAAUAAUGCAAGUAAGGAGAGUGCUGAAUGAAUUGAGUCAAAUUAGCUACAUUAUACACAGAAUUAAUGUUGUGGUGAAAUGCAAAUACUUUGUGCACCAUCAACCUUCCCACUGACACAUUCAUCCCUCUCAUUUAAGCUGCUCACCUUCCACCAGCAGAGGACUAAAUUUACCAAAGAACGGCUGAACCAAACAUUUCAUACAUGAAGUGACCUCAUUACAGAUACAGAUUAUCACCUAUAUACUAUUCUCCUAUAUACUAUUAUUGAAAAAUGAACCAGGCACACCAAUCAAUUUAGGAAAUAAGCAAUGAUUUCAGUUGAUAUCCAACACAGGAUCAUACAUGCAAUACAGAUACCAAUACAGAUUUUAAAUGCCAUCAUAUACAUUAUCUAUGGGCUGAAUACACAUUUCAGAACAUCAUCACAACAACAUCACAAAUUCAGCUACAGUAUCCCAAAUCCCUCCUUCUCCCAAUUACUUUUUGUUUGCACUUUCCUGAGUUUGUGCUGUGUUGAGUGUCAUGUGUGGGAAGUGUCUUGUCCUGUUAAAUGUUGUAGUGGAGUAUUGGAGUGUUGUGUUCUGUUGUACCUGUAUUUAUCCCUGUAGUAGGAAAUCAAAUCUGACAGAAGAGGGGAAUGUAGUUACCAAAGAAAGAAAUCAGAAGGCAUAUUAGAUACAACAGAUCCAUACAUGCACAAGGUUAGAGUUAGUUUUUUACCCCAAAUUUCUUAAAUACCUUAAAGUAGCUUGUUGAUUACACAUGCAGCUUUAAAACAGAAUAUAAAUGUCCAUCUAUUAUCACAGCCAGACGAAGAUGAAUAGCUAAGGUCAGCUUUAUUCGCCUUAGCUGGGCAGCUAAGCCUCAUAGCAGUGCGGCUACGACACGUCUAUUAAGUGCGCCGAGGCGUUCGAUUAUCGGCGUUUGACGUCAGAUUCUUAUAGUUGCGUUAAAGCAUUUUAAAUGUAGUUUUAGCAUUAGUCGCUUACAGUAAAUGCACAUUUGUAAAGUUUCCUGUCGUUUAUUGUGCGCCACCCCGUUUGUUUCCACGGUAACAUAAAUGUUACAUCAUCAACAGUAAUCAUUCUUAGAAGACACACAACAGCUAACGUUGGCUAAAGUUAAUGUCUCGUCACUGUCACUUAAUUUAACCUUUUUUUCAGCGAGAGUUUGGUUGUUAGCUGCUCCGCAAGCAAACGUGUGGACAUCAGUUUGAACCAUAGACUGCAGUCUAACAAAAACUGUACUUUGAAAUAGCUGCAGUUUCAGCGGAAGUAAACAUUUGCUUGAAUCUUUUAGUUUUGUUAGCUAGAUAGCUAAUUCCAAAAAGUUGUAUUCGUUAGCACGAAGUGAGGAAUAAGAGAUGGUAUUAUUUUAAUAUUAAGUUAGUAAUACUGUUACUUAGGUGACAUUUAAUCCUUGUUAAUGGCUUUGAAACCACUAAGCCAUAUAAAGGGUGAAAUGGAUCAGACAGUGGCUUGCAGCAACAGCCGUUACACCAUAAGGACAGAUCUCAGCUUGCUGCUUGAGUGUCUGAAGUUUCAGAUGAAAUGUCCUGAUUUACAGAAACAAGCUCUUCUCACCAUUCACUCAAUCUGUGAAAACAGAGAGGAUAACGUGGACCUGUUGAGAGAAAUGGGAGGAGUGGUGUUUGUGUAUAACCUCUCCAAAUCAAGUAUUGUUCAUUCAGAUGUCAAGGAGACUGCACUCUUUACGCUUUGCACACUGGCAGAGGCCAACGUGUAUUGCAAGAAUUCUCUGUGCAGAAAGGAGACAUUUGCAGACCUUGCUGGUUGGUUGAUGAAAGAAGACAUCCCAUUGACACAGAAGAGAGUGUCUGUCUAUUUGCUGUCUGUGUUGGUGGCUAGUAACAAAUCAGGACAGACUUUAGCCCAAACCACCGGCUGCCUGGAUAUUCUGCUGGACCUCUUCAGGACCACUUUCCCCCUCUCCACAAAUGCUACUUCAAUCGUAGCUAAUGUUACUCACACUUACCAAUUCUGGGCAUCUGUGUCCAGUGCUCUCUGUGGAUGUGUCAACAAUCCUCAAAAUGAGGAGGGUCAGCGCAUUUGUGUGGCAGCCUUUCCUACAAUAAAAAUGUGGCUUCAACAGAUUGCUCUGCCACACACAGAGAUUUUUCAAUCAGUAUGUUCCUUCAUAGCAAUGACAGUUGCCAACAACUCCUGUGUUCAGGAGAGUUUUUCUAUCUCAGGAGGUUUGGAAACUCUCACUCAUUCACUGGUCCGUCUAGCUUCUGUGGCAGAUACAAGCGUGUUGUCUUGCCAACUUUCUGUCAUUUUAUCCAAGACCCUGUCAGCUUGUAUUGCUGAUAACCCUGUUCUGGCUUCAGGUCUGGCACAGCAUGGCAUAGUGCCCCAACUCUUCUCCCUGCUGGGAAGCCCAAACCUGGACCCUAAGGACAGGCUCUCAGUUUUACUUACCCUGGGCCACUGCACUGAGGCAUCUGAGGAGCACCAGUCCCAGUUGGUGCAGUGUGGAGGCCUGCCCCUCAUCAUAACUUUACUCACAGAGGACACAAGUGAGGAGGUUCGGAGGGCUGCUGCAUUCAUAUUACAGACCUGCAAACAGGCCACUAUGUCCUUGGGAAUGCCUGGUCUGAUAGCAAAACAUAGGGAAAAUGAAAACGCUGAGCCCUUUAGAAACAUGGAAAGCUUCAGGAACUCAGCCAGGGAGUUGCUGCUCAGAAUUGACCAGUUGGAGAAGAAACAGGCAAAGGAGGCUGAGGACGAACAGGAGAACAAAGACAUACCAACUUCAACUGAAGGGCUAGUUCUACCAUCUCUAUCUCCAACCUUACCUCUACCUCUGCAACACAAGGAGAAUAUUAAAACCAUCCCCACAGCAUAUAGACAGACCAGCACUCACAAGCGUAUAGAAGCAGGAGAUGACAACAACUUUAAACUUCAGACUGUCAGAAACAUGAUCAUGAAGGAGAAUGAGAGUGACCUGAAGAAUAUGAGCUCCAUUACUAAGAAUAUGAGCUCCAGUACUUGGGAGGAGAAGGCUGAAGCCAGUGGAAGGGAUGAAAGGUACUCAGUAAACAAGGGUACCAGACCCCAAUGUCUUCUCGUGUAUGGUCACUAUGGUGGCUUUCAUGAUUCCUUUUUCUUACGUUUUUGUUUAUUCUUUAGUGAUUUGUUUAAACCCCCAGCACCAGUUAGGCACAGUGUACCAAAGGAAAUUAAUUGUACUGACAAAGAAGAGUUACAGGACCGGGAGAUGAGUAAGGUGGGGAAAAUCGCUGCUGAGGAACAUUUGCUCUCUCAUUCUCGGUGUGCAGGCUGUGUAUUGCCUUUUGAGAAAGUGACCAGUCGCACCUUUGCAUCUCUUCAGAGCUCCUGCCCUCACAGCUGUGACAUGCACAGGGCUCUCCAAACGGCCACAGAGCAAUUCAGGACUCAUCACUGCAGCCUUCUGUUCAGGAGAGAGCUCCAGGACAACACAGUGGAGCUGACAGGUCAGGACUCUGAGAGAGUGUCAGCAGCAGAGCCACAAAGAAGCCAAGAAUACUGGCGUGAGGUCUCCCUGACUCCCAUAUGCAAAGGAGCAGGGAAAGGCAUGCAUUCCCUGCCAGAGCAGCACUGGAAGAAACACAAUGGCUUCACUUUGACUCCACUGCGCAAAGGAGCUAAAACUGAGACAUUUACCUCCUAUAACAAGACUGAGAGAAGAGGAGGGAAUAGUGGGCAUCGUGUUGAUAAGCUGAAGACUAGCACAGAUCACUGCUCCACUAGAAGGAAAAGGAACGAUUUCAGCGUUGAGGAGGUGCACUACCUACUGAGCGGAGUAAAGACAUUUGGCUUCUCGUGGAACUCCAUCUUGUGGUCAUAUCCCUUCCAACCUGGACGCACCAAUGUUGACCUGGCCAAGAAAUACAAACGGCUAACGAGAGGUAAAAGCCAGGAUGUUGGCUGUGCAUAGUACUAGUCCUGAGAUCCUGUGGCAGCCCUCUGGAAAUUAACCAAAGGCCUUCAUUCUAUCCAGUUCAAAACGCUGCUCUGUUAGUAAAAUUAUCCAAAGCAGACUUCUAAUAUAUUGUAUUUUAAGUGUUUAUUAGAUUUUUAGUAUUUUGUAUAUGGUUUGCACUCUUUCAAAUGGUUUCUGCAGCAUUUUUUUAGUGUUUUUCUUUUUGUUAUUUAUUGAAAAAUCAAAACAGGUGUUACUUAACAUUCCCUGACUAUUCUCUGUUCUUCUUUGUAUUUGAUUAAUGCAAAUAAAAUUUCAGAAACUUUUCAAAUUGAAAAUGUAGCUGCAGGCACAAUUUUUGAUGUAUAUAUUCAUAGUGUUAAAUGUCACAUGACACUAAAUCAGAAACAGUUGGGACUUCUGUAUGAAUUGUGCCAGAUUCUGAAUGGAGUAAGGUCCAUUUUAGUAAAGUGUUUGUUUUCCUGUUGCACCACCUCUUGAUGAAUCACCACAACAUUGUGCAGUGGCACUGUGUUGUAACAUGUACGUCUGCCAGAUUGGAUUGUAAUUGCACAAUGUUUUCAAAAGGGCCCAGCACCUAAUAAUCUGGCAACCACCUAUACCAAACCUAUACUGUUUUUUGCUUCUUUUAAAUAGUCAAAAUGUUCAGCAGACACCUGUUCAGUAUGGUCAUGUGACUUUACCAAGGACUCCAUGAAAAGUGUUGUCCAUUUCAGCAGUUAUGAACCAGAGCAUACCAUAAAGUCAGUUGUGUAGCAUAUUUGCAUUUGAAAGUUUUAUUUUAUUUUUAACAAGAAUAUAUUUUUAGUACAAAAAUGGAAAAUUGCACUUCUGCUUGGACCCUUAUAAAUCAUAUUUGUGUUACUUCCUUGAUAUACACUGUCACGGAAGCAAAUACCCA
Lates calcarifer (barramundi perch) is the source of this 5383-nucleotide messenger RNA. RefSeq names its product telomere repeat binding bouquet formation protein 1 (gene terb1). Bases 1960 to 4476 code for a protein of 838 amino acids. Lineage: Eukaryota; Metazoa; Chordata; Actinopteri; Centropomidae. The record is from RefSeq and is a predicted model, not a curated record. The transcript has 20 exons. Gene Ontology annotation, molecular function: protein binding. Gene Ontology annotation, biological process: homologous chromosome pairing at meiosis; meiotic attachment of telomere to nuclear envelope.